AUGGCAGGGGUGGUGGACAAGCUGUGUUGGAUCACUUUAUUAGACAAAAUCAAUGCUAUCAUCACAUGCCAUUCUCAUUUUGUAGCCGAUGGAGACAUUCGCCUGAGAGAUGGAAACACACAAUACCAAGGUCGCGUGGAGAUAUACCAUAAUGGAGAGUGGCGGAGAGUGUGUGAUGAAGGGUGGGGAAUUAACGACGCCAAAGUUGCGUGUAGGCAGCUCGGCUUUGAAGGCGCACACACUGCAUAUAUCAACUAUAACCCCAGAGGCCCUGGAUCCUUUUGGUUGUCCAACCUCAAUUGCGCUGGAACUGAGGGGCGCUUGUCCAGUUGUACUUCCCGAGGGUGGGGCACCAUCAGCUCUUACUGCGCAGUCGGAGACAACGACGAUGCUGGGGUCGUCUGCAAAUCACCUGGCGAUGGUGCUGUUCGCCUGGUGAACACAAGUAGCCCCUACGAAGGCCGUGUUGAGGUGUACUAUGCCGGGGAGUGGGGACGUGUGUGUGAAUACAACUGGGGCUUAAACGAUGCCAAGGUGGUUUGUAAGCAACUUGGAUUGGCUGGGGCUCAUACGUCUUUUAGGGACUGGAAUCCGAGAGGCACCGGUAAAUACUGGCUGUUUAAUGUCAACUGUGCAGGAACAGAGUCCAAUAUAACCCAAUGCACCCACGGUGUAGUUGGCGUCUAUAACAGUAAUUGCAGACAAAGUUACUACGACGACGCCGGGGUAAUAUGCUAUGGAGACGGUGACGGUGCAUUGCGUCUUAUUAACACAUCAAAUGCGUACGAAGGUCGCUUGGAGAUCUUCUAUUCCGGGAGAUGGGGGAGGGUCUGUGACUACGGCUGGGACCUGACUAGCGCUGACGUGGCGUGUAAACAGCUUGGGUUCACCGGGGCCCACACACACGUAUUUAAUAAGACACCGCGGGGGACAGGUCUAUUCUGGAUACAGAAUUUGAAUUGCCAUGGAGGAGAGGCACGCUUGGCAGAUUGCUCCCAUGGCGGCGUUGGCGUAGUCAGCUCAUCUUCAUGUUCCCAGUCUUCGUCAGAUGACGCCGGCGUUCUGUGUAAAGGGCCCAACGACGGAGAAAUCAGAUUGAUCGGCCCCUCCCAAUAUUUUGGUCGAGUUGAGAUAUUCUACGCAGGAGGCUGGGGAAGAGUGUGCAAAUACGUUUGGUCAAUGAAUGACGCCAAAGUAGCCUGUAGACAGCUUGGCUUCAGCGGGGCGCUGAAUUACUGGACAAACUGGACACCUCGAGGGACUUCGAGGGUGGUUCUAGACCAAUUAAACUGUGCCGGUACAGAAAGUCGACUGGAUGCUUGCACUCAUGGAUGGAUUGGAUAUCCAAGUGAAUCGUCUUGCUCGGCAACCUCUGCCGUGGACGCCGGAGUCGCAUGUGAAGCGCCUGGCGAUGGUCAACUUCGUCUGGUGGACGGUAACGGCUACAACAGCGGCCGUGUGGAGAUCAAGUUUGCCGGAGUAUGGAAGCGCAUUUGUGACUGGGGAUGGGGAAGCAACGACGCCGCAGUUGUCUGCCGACAGUUGGGAUAUAGCGGAUAUGUUAGAUCCGCUGCAGGUUGGAACCCCAGGGGAAGUGGGUCUUAUUGGCUGCAAAGAGUUGGCUGUAUGGGAACAGAGAGCAACCUUACAGACUGCACUCACGGUGGAGUUGGGGCAUAUACCUCUUCAUACUGUGGCUUAGAUAGAUAUGAUGACGCUGGCGUCUACUGCCAGGGAUACCUACCGGGUGUUACUCCCCCAAAUACAACCACCACCACUCCGAACACACAGACCACAAGAACCACCGUUGCAUUUCAGAGAGGACCUAGAUGUUAUACUUGCUCAGGCACCUCCUCGUGUGGCGAAUUACAAACCCGGUUCACUUACAACACCUACAUCACGUGUUCUUAUGGAUACGUGUGCCACAUAAAGGCUACGGCGUAUCGCAAUUACGCUCUCGAUUUCGGUUCUUCUACCAUUGCCUACAGCUACAGCCGCGGGUGCAGAGACCGAUCAUUUUGUACCAACCGGGAGUUUCUGGCAAGUACCUGCACGGGAACUGGGGCCAGUAGGGUCUGCAGGGAGUGCUGCACUAGUGACUACUGUAACAGUGGUACACUGGAUACGUCCCAAGCCACCACCACUGACAGAGGAUUCAGUUCAAAGUGUGCCUGGUUUAACAUCUUCUUUCUUUUGAUCUUUGUCUUUGCCUGGAAUUGAAAGCCUAAAGUGCCUACUUUAGAUCCUAAUAUGACAACAAAUCUCUUAGGGCGCAUUCCCAUAGAUUUUAGAUCGAUCUAUCCCCGUGGGGAGUCUCACUAUAGAUAACUG
Lingula anatina is the source of this 2331-nucleotide messenger RNA. RefSeq names its product scavenger receptor cysteine-rich domain superfamily protein-like. NCBI's taxonomy places the organism in Eukaryota, Metazoa, Brachiopoda, Lingulata, Lingulida, Lingulidae. The record is from RefSeq and is a predicted model, not a curated record. Gene Ontology annotation, cellular component: membrane.